Messenger RNA from Syngnathoides biaculeatus (alligator pipefish), 3960 nucleotides. RefSeq names its product map3k7 C-terminal like (gene map3k7cl). The record is from RefSeq and is a predicted model, not a curated record. Bases 123 to 539 code for a protein of 138 amino acids. The transcript is spliced from 5 exons. Gene Ontology annotation, cellular component: nucleus; cytosol. NCBI's taxonomy places the organism in Eukaryota, Metazoa, Chordata, Actinopteri, Syngnathiformes, Syngnathidae.
GGGGUCCCAGCGGCAGAACCAACCCUAAAACUCUGUGGAUCGGACCUGCACUGAUUAGACUUUUUUUUCGUUUCUUUUGAUUUUGUUUUUAUUUAUUUAGGACGGGGCUGCUUCAGGGUUCAAUGAUCACGUCAACCAGAAGAGUGUCUCCUGAUGCACCUGAAGUCCGAAUCUCCUUCAGCCUUGACCCCACAUCAGACGCACGAGAUGCCGACGAUAUCGUUCAAACGUUCCCAGAUCUCGAACAACGACUUCAGCCCGUGUCGCCGUGCGUGUCCCUGAAGGAGAGCGUGCACGUGUACAAGGAACACUGCAGGAUGGCGACGGAGUACCAUCAAGUCAAACACGACAUCGCCGCCCUGGAGGAGCGCAAGUGUCAGCUUCUGGCCGAGCUGGUGGAGGACCAGAAGGUGGCGGCCGAGAUCUCCCGCCUGGAAGACGAGUUCCGCCGUCUGUCGGAGGAAAACCGCACGCUAGUGACGACGCACGGUGAGCGGUCGCGCCAACUGCAGCGGCUACGCAGGCCCGACUCGUCCUGACCACACGCUCACCUGGAAACUCGAAAAUUCAUUUUUUUGGCAAAGACCCAAGCCGAAAAGUGACACUUGUCGGUUUUGUGCUGCGAUGUUGGCGGCCAUCUUUGUGGAAGCAGAGAUGAGCAUUUAAGUGUGCGUUAGCCGCUAGGUUAUUCUUUUUAAUGGUAGCUGCGUGGAGGCAGCGCGAGGUGCUGUGAUGUGGUCCAAACAGAGUUUAAGGCGGCAUUUCUGCAGGUAAAAAAUGGGCCUCGAUUAUAAGUGUGGACAGUUUGGGAUCUCCGAAUGCGCACGCCGCUCCAAGUCGGAGUGGCUUUAGGUUCAGGGGGUUUAGGUCAGGUUUGGGGUUACAUUUUUGGGAUUAUGGAUGGGUCACGGUUCAAUUUAGGAGGUUAGGGUUAGGAUUAGGUACUUUUAGCGUGAAAGGAUUGGUUUUAGGGUUUAGAUGAUCAUGGUUUGUGUUAUUACGGUUAGGUUUACAGUUGCAUUAUGGUUGGGGUGUUAGGUUUAGGGGAAUAUGCUCAGAGGUGGGAAGUGUCGUCGAAAAUUAUGCUUUACAGUAAUUUGACCCAAGAGAAAGUCAAAAGUGGUCCAUCAAAUAACUACUCACGUAAGAGUACUGUAUUUAUAGGGACAACAUAGUGCUCCAGUAACUGGUGUGUAAUUUUAUGAUUUAUUGUUUUUUUUUCAUCACUUCAUGAAAAUCAAAUUGACAUAAAUAUAAAAUGAGCACUAUUGGGACUUUCUAGACAAACUAGUUCAAUGUUCACUGUUCUAAAAAUGAACUAGUUCAGUUCAUAGUAGUUUAUAGUUCUUGUUUUUGUGGCUGACAGGCUAUUUCCUUUCAAAUAUGAUCUAAUUUCUUUAUCGUUGCCACCCGUUCAGUCUCCACUAGUAGCCGGCUGCAGCUGUCACACUCCAAUCUCAAAAACAUCUUGCAUCAAUAGUCCUUUUCCAAUGAGGAAAUAAAACCAAAACUGAAAUGUUGUCCUUCACGUAAAAGAACAAAAAAUAUGCAACACAAUGCGAAAGGAACUAUUGUGAAAGGACAAUGAUGACUACUCGUUACUAUGUUAUACACCUAACCCUAUUACACACUGUAAUUAACUAAAUAUUUUUCUUACAAAAAAACAAAAUUAAUCCCAUAUUAAGACUGUAUGAUUAUACAGUGUUUUAACUAAAGACAAUAUAUUCAUUGUAUUUAAAAUAAUAAAUAAUAAAAUAAUAAUUUUCCUGGUACACAGAAGUUUCCUAUUUUUUCCGCCCCCAAGAACACGUUCGAGCCCAUUUCUAUUUACAUUUACAUAAUGUCCCCGAACGCACCUGUGGCGGCUGGGUUGCCAAAUCUGACGUUUUGAUAUGAAGGCUCGUACAUAAUGUGUUGAGCCGGGUUUUGUCCCGGAAGUCUCGAACCAAACGGCGGAAAGAAAAGCGCGACAUGUUUUGCUUAAGUUCAAAGUGGUGCUCUUGUAGGCUGACGUUUUUAGGCAGGGACAGAUGACAAUGCAUCACAUAGCUGUUGUGGUUUUUGUGUGUGGCUGUAGUUUGCAAAAUGAACAUACAUUGAACGCGAGGCCAGCACUGCGAUCUCGGCGUCAGAAAAAUCCGUCACAUCGUAAACAUUUCGGCCGCCGUGGAGAAUUUGGUCAUGUGACUUCCUGGCUCCAUUUGAUUAGUUAGAUGAAGUUAAAUGUCGCUAGUGAUUGCCUUGGAUUUCCAAAACAUUCAUGUGCGAAGCGCCAGAAGCAGAAUUCUCUCUUUUGACCCCCCCACCCCAAAAAAAUAGAUGGCACAAUAACAAAGAAAAGUAGCUAGCUAGCUACUAGCUCAAUGUAACAUAGUAAAAGAAGCGUUUCUUCUUCACAAAAAUACUCAAGUAAAAGUUGAAAGUAUUUUGCAUUACAACUACUCUAACUAAUAAACUUUGCUCAGAAAAUUACUUGAGUAAAUAUAACCCCAUGACUGUAGCGCAUUUCUACCCACCUCUAAAUGGGUUGUUUUCACGUGACGUCACCCGUUUUGCUGCCUCGGGCAAAGAGAUGACGGCGGCCAUUUUAUUUCCCUGAGCUCGUUACUUGUACAUCGAGGAGAAGAACUUUUAAUAAGAUGCCGUAAAAUUAUCAGUAAUCAAGGUGAUGAAGCGCAAAUUCUCAGUGAACAUAGACGAAGGUUAUGUCAAAAGGCGCUCAAUCGUAGCCAGAGCCAGAAACAGAUGACGCUACGACAGAGAGCUAGCGUAGCUAGCCGGAAAGAGUAGGGAGCCGUAGGUUUAACAUCAGAAAUUGUAGUAAAUCGUGAGGACAGAUUGGUGGUCAUGCGGUGGGCUAUUAUGUUGCCUGGGUCGAUGAAAUUGGAGGUUUUCCUUCCUCCAAGAUUGUGACGUCGGCGUGGUUUGCAGGCAGCUGCUGCCUCUCUCAAGUUUGCUGUGUUUGGACACGCAGCUCGGGUAAGUCACGUCAUCUACAAACAAGAUUCAAGGCAUACAAUAAUAUAGUUCCUCCGCAUUUUACAGACUACAUAAUUUCGUUUCGCGUAUUUAAAAACCUCGUUAAUUUGGGUCUCAAAUGCUUACUCCAACUCACCGGACGGAUUCGAAUUGCAAAGAAGUUGUUAAAUGCACCUUUGUUGUUAGAAGUAAAUAUAUUUAAUAAUUAAUACACGUAGAUCUUAGUUGGCCUUUAGCUUAGCACGCAUUAAGUGGAAGCCUUCGAUCUUCAAAUGCAGAAGAUCUGUCAGUUAGCCGUCCUGGAAGAUCUUGUUGGUGUCCAUGGACCUGUAACGUUUGAACUGCAAUUUUGUGUCUCCAGAAAUUAAAAAUCAGGUAGUUUAACUGUACUGACUGUAGAGAAAUCUGUUAAUGGAAUUUCGUAAGGAUACCUUUUAAUGGCAAUGAUCUUCUCGUCAUACCACCUGCGGCUCUCAGCCGUCAGAGAGUUGUGGUCCGGUCCGGCAUUUACAUUGCCGAUCGCAGCAGUCAGGUCCUUAGGGACACCGCCAUUUGCCAUCACUACAGAAGUGUCUCCAUGGAAACCUUUAAAUCCGCUGUCUUCGGCGGCAGUCCUGAUUGUGGCGUGUAACUGGAUAUAAAGAUCUAGGGUGGAAAAAUGGCGGCGUGCAAGCGUGUAUGGGUAAUUAAGCAAAAAAAAUGUGACGUUGGUGAAAACAACCCGUAGCCUUUUGGUUCGGGUUUGGGUGAGGCUAUUGUUAGCUUUAAGGGGUUAGCAUUCGGUUAAUGUUUGUACAUUUAUCAGUACAUCAAAUCACAGUUGCGUAUGAGGAACUCAAGAGUAGAUGUAAAUAGUUGAAUAGUGGGGACACAAAAUCAGCCGAGCCCCUCCCUCUUAUUUGCGAGUCCACUUCCUGUCACGGCGAGGCGACCUUGCCGUUGGUUGUCGAGUGAAGGGCAUGGAAGCACUGAUGUGCAUCA